CCAGAGACGGAUUUCCGAACCAAGUGUAGCAAAUAGCCUGUACUUUGUUUACGUCCCGUUGGUUAGCUGACAGCUGUUGUAGCGCUUUCCCCACACAAACAGCCGUGUCUGCAAGCUUCUGGUGGGUGUCCGGUGCUUCGUAAACUUUCGAACGACUAUCCUGGAUGUCGAGGAUGGGAUGUUUUGUUGAAUGAAGGGGACCCGUUAGAUGCCGACAGGAGGAUGAACUCCAUCACCGGUCGGGUUCUCGCCAUCCCCGCCGCCUCUGUCACCAACUCUGGAGCUUCAUCCUCUCGAGCCUUACAUGUAGAGCUCACAUCCCAGCAGAGACGAUUGCGUCAUCUUCGGAGCAUUGCAGCCAGAAACAUUGUCAACAAGAAUGGUUCCCCACUGUUGGACACAUACUUCACCCUCCACCUCUGCAUAGGAGACCGCAUAUCUCGAGGUUUUUACAAGAGUGAAGUCAUACGAGACUCACUGAAUCCAACUUGGCGGAGCCUGGACUUUGGCAUGCUGCCAGACCUUCUGGACACCUCAGUGUCUUGCUUUGUGGUGAGGAUCUGGGGAGGACAGGAGGAACAGUAUCAGCUCCUCAUAGAAUGGAGGGUCAAUCUGGAUGGCCUCAGAUACACAGGACAGCAGAUUCGAUCCAGGAAUCCCAAUGAGAUCAUAUUUGGAUUGAAUGAUGGCUACUAUGCAGCUGACUUUGAUCAUAAGGAUCAGUCGGAGCGGAAGAAAAACAGUCUGCUUCAGGUCGACCAGAGUUCAGUCAGGAACUCCUACAGCGUUUUUUCUUUGCUCAGGCUUCACACAGCACAGAGAGCCAUCAAGCAGAACCAAGUGACAGUGCAGAAGAUUGGGAAGGAGAUUGAGGAGAAGCUAAGGACGACAGCAGCCUGCACAGAGCGGAAGAAAGAGCGGGAAUGCAUGCAGCUGCGUAUAGCCGUGCUGCGCAGUGAGCUGCAGCGUCAGAGGAAGGCGCUUGGCAGGGAGAUAGACCUGCGGCAGAAGGAGAGGGCACAGCUUCAGAAGAAAGAGGAAGCGUUCUCCGCUCAGCACGAGUGUCUGAAGGAAGAGAAAGAAUCCUUAACCAAGCUGCAGAAGGAAUGCACUGCCAAGAGAGAGCAGUUUCUCAAGUCCAACGCCCAGCUCACCUUCCGCUGUCGUCAGCUCCUCUCUGAGCUUUCCUACAUCUAUCCCAUUGAUGUGGCUAAUCAAUCAGAUUAUGUCAUCUGUGGAGUGAAGCUGCCAAACUCUGAAGACUUUCAAGCAAAGGAUGAUGGGAGCGUGGCAGUCGCCCUGGGUUACACUGCACACCUGGUCCUGAUGAUCUCGUGCUUCCUGCAGAUCCCGCUUAGAUAUCCAGUGAUCCACAAAGGUUCACGCUCCUCCAUCAAGGACACCAUCACUGACAGACUCACCGAGAAGGAGAGAGAAUUCCCCUUGUACCCGAGAGGAGAGCGGUUUCAUUUUGAAUAUGGGGUCUACUUACUGAACAAGAACAUCGCCCAGCUGAGAUAUCAACAUGGCCUGACCACCCCAGACCUGCAGCAGACACUACCCAACCUGAAGAACUUCCUGGAGCACGGACUGCUGGUCCGAUGUGACCGACACCAUGUCUCCAGCUCAAUCCCGGUGCCGUCCAAGUCCCAGCUCGGCGUGUCUGCCGCCUCAGAGAUAGGCUACCCCUACCACACCAGCUCCCCAGACCGAGGCCUGAGGAAAAGGGCGAGCUCGGAGGCAGAUAAGUACAAGCCAACCCCUCCACCCAGCUACAAUACAGCCAUGGAUGAAGGGCAGCCCCCCGUUGGCCUGGCACCACCCUUGCCUUCACCCAAACACCUGUCCUCCUCCCUAGAUGCCGGCAUGACCUCACUUAACCUGACCACGGAGGCCAUCGAGGAGGGAGAGCAGAGGGAAGAGACGGAGCAGGGUGAGGAGACAGAAGCGAAAGUAGAGGGACGCAGUAGCGCCAAUAGAGAGAUUGAUUUGGAUAAAGAAGAAGAGACUGAAGAACAACUACCCAGCAGCUCAGGGGUGUCUAACUCCUCUACAGUGCAGGAAACUGGGGAGGAAAAAGCGGCUGCUGUUCAGCACACAGGCACCAUGAACGGCUCUGUGGUACCGGGACAGGCGCCCGUUAGCCUGGUCCCAGAGCUGCGCUGCUCUGUGGAGCAAGCUGAGGAAAUCAUGGGCACGGAGGCCACUGGCUUAGGCCUGGGGAUGGGGGUAGUGAUGGGGUUAGGGUUAGCAGAUGAGGCCCGGCUGGAAGACUAUCGCCGCAUCCCUGUGGACCACGCGGUGGCUGUGGAGUGUGACGAACAGGUUCUGGGCGAGCUGGACGUGGCCGGAUUUGAGGAGUUCUCCAGGCGCAUCUAUGCACUAAAUGAGAACAUGUCCAGCUUCCGCAGACCACGCAAGAACUCUGAUAAGUGAGGCCGAGGACCUAAGGAGAGAGGGAGGCAUGGAAAAAGUUGCACAGGGGGUUUGGACAAAUACAAGGCAGGGAGUUGAACUGAGACGACAAAGGUGGGGUAUUCACCUCCUAAUCGCAGCAUCAAAAAUCAUAGGAGCUGAUCUGGAAAAACGACCAAUUUGCACUUAUUGUAAACAUUUCCAUAAUAAUCUUUGAAAUGAAUACAGUUAAAAGUGGAAGUAUUGGAACAGUGAGCUUAACUUUUAUUUUUGAUGCCAGCGUCAAUCUAUUUUUUAACAAUGGAUACAGAACAAUAAUUCAGGCAUUUUUUAUUCACAAAAUGAUUUGGCCUCAGUGUUAAAAAUCACCCCCUAGGAUUUAGUGUCGUCCACACCAGGGACCAUUCAUGUAUCACUUUCUUUUCAAACCUUUACUGCGAUACAAACCCUUUACUUCCUGUGCAAAACAUCAUCAUCUCUAAACUGCUUUUAAGAUUCCCAUCCACAGCCAAGAUGCAGAAUCAGUACACCAGGGUAGAAAAUGCUUCAGUGCAGCAGCUCCAAAUAAAAAACUACUGCUUGCUUCUUCAUUUGCACAGUUUUUUUUUUUUUUUAAAUGAGAUUUUAUGAAUUAACGAAUCAGUAACACAGAGAACAGAUGCACACUGUUUUAUCACAGUGAACUGUCUUCUAUCAGAGAGCCUGCUGUCCCAGUACUUACACCUUUGACUGCACAAGCAAACGUUUAGAUGCUUCCCAGGCCUUCAUUCAGAGUGCAUGGCAGUGGGCGUGUGCUGCAGGGAGGACACAGCCAUGUAUGUGCGUGUGUGUCAGGGCUUCACAUUAGCAUGCAACCACAGUCACACAAUCACAGUUAGGUUUCACGUAAGCUCACCAAUGACCUUUGAGCAGGAUUUUACUACCACAAAGUGAGGUGGGAGCUGGAACCAGUAGCCCAAUCAGAGACUCCCUAACUGUGACACGCUGCAUCUCCUCCUCCUCAACAGCUCAACCCACUGGUCAUCCUCCACGCACGCUCGAGUGUCUCCUUCAGGUUCAAAGAUGAGGAUCACAGGAGUGGCAGGUCGGAGCUCACAGCACAUGGCAGGGAUACGGUGCAAUUGUUUUUCUGUCUAUCUCCAUGUCCUCUUUUUUUCAAUUUUAAUGUACCCCAUCAAUAUUAACUUCAAUGUUAAUGUUACAUCCUCUGAUUCUCAUAUUCAGUCGACCAAAAGUUAAAUUCUGUGUCUGUGUUCCGUUGGGAUUUCUCACUCAGGCUCCACUGUAUGUGUUAAUAGCAAGUGUCUCAAUCCCAUCGUCUGUGAUUUUGUCCCGUGUCUCCCUGUUGCUUUCUUGCACUGGUAUUCAAUUAUUGCGUUAUUUAUGUCUGUCAACAGUUGUGUGCGUUUUGUUUUCAAAGGAAAUCAAUAAUUAGUUGUUUUUUUUUCCCCAAUCACAUGGUGUGUCAUUCAUUCAUACUGACAAAUGUUAGACUGAUAUGAUAACCGGUUAGCGGGUCCUGAUGUGUCGACAGCUGCUUUGCAUCACCUGCCAUGACAAAGAUGGACUCUCCACCAACAGCCCACUUUGUGUUUCAGAUCCAGUUCUGUGGUUGCUGACUGUUGAGUAUUGUAUUUAAAACUAAAAGGUGAACCAUGUUAGAUAAUUUCCAUAAACUGCUAUACAGUUCA
Seriola aureovittata is the source of this 4106-nucleotide messenger RNA. RefSeq names its product UV radiation resistance associated gene (gene uvrag). Gene Ontology annotation, molecular function: SNARE binding. The record is from RefSeq and is a predicted model, not a curated record. The transcript is spliced from 15 exons. Bases 223 to 2436 code for a protein of 737 amino acids. Gene Ontology annotation, cellular component: lytic vacuole; endosome. Gene Ontology annotation, biological process: SNARE complex assembly. NCBI's taxonomy places the organism in Eukaryota, Metazoa, Chordata, Actinopteri, Carangiformes, Carangidae.